CUCCCCACUCCUCCAAAUAACCCACAACCUUCACCCAUUCUCCCCCCCCCCCCAAAGCCAAGGUAUAUAAGCCCGGAAACCAGGCUUCCCGCCACAGUGUUCGCGCACAUUCAGACCUCGACGGGCAAAAGUACAGCAAAGAUGUUCGGGACAGGUGUGCAGGGCGUGGUGGUGGUGGCGCUGGUGUGGGGGGCACUGGGCUCCCCAGAUCACGGGGCCCACCCUCCCCACCCUCCCUCCGGGGGAGGAGGGUACAUCGAGGUGGCGCCCAUCGCCCCCUCCUACGGGCCGCCACCCAAGGAACAAGCCUGUUACCCCAAGUACGUGACUAAGAUCAUGACGAAGGACGUGCAGGAGACUCAGGGUCACUACGCCACCGUCAUCAAGCCCGUGCCCACUACCCAGUACGCCUACAUCACCGAGACGCUGGUCUACCCCAAGACCAUCAUACAGUACUCCACUAUGACCGCCUACGCUGAGCCUAACAUCUACACCGAGACCAAGAUCCUCUAUGACACCAAAAUGUUGACGGUGCCCGUCUACAUGACGGAGUCCGUCUAUGGCUACAACACGGCGAAGCAGUACUUCACGGAGACCGCCGCCGUCUACGUCACGCUGACGGAGACGCAGAGUUACCCCAUGACCAACGUAGUCACCAAGACCGGCUACGAGACCAAGGGUUACUACGUGACGCAGACCAAGGUGCAGCAGCAGUACCACACCGUCACCGUCACCAACCCGUACUACGUCACGCAGUACGAAACACAGUACAAGCAGGAGUACGUCUACAACACGGUGACGGAGUCUGUGAACCAGUACGUCACCAUGACGGUGUACGCCACUGUACCGGAGUACCACACAGUCACCAAGUGCUCAACUAUGAAGUACGGCUACGGCUACUAGCCCGGCCCCUGCUGCUGCUGCCUCAGCUGCUGCCCGCCAGCAGCCACGACCUCCGCCCCCCGCCCGCCCAGCCCCGGACAUCUGCUGUACGCCCGUCGCCCGCCCGCCCCGGACCACGGUCUUGCCCCAGCUGGUGCAGGACACCAGCUGGGGCAGCCUCGCCAGCUGUCGUGGUCCCGGGGCGUGCGACGAGGCCCGCCCAGCCUCGCCGCGCAGACCACUAAUAUCGGUCUUAUGUAAAUACUUUGUUUAAGUCGCCCAUUUUGAUAUCACUUGUAUAAAUAUGUAUUAAGUACAUGUAUUUAUAAUAA
Procambarus clarkii (red swamp crayfish) is the source of this 1214-nucleotide messenger RNA. RefSeq lists its product as uncharacterized. The record is from RefSeq and is a predicted model, not a curated record. NCBI's taxonomy places the organism in Eukaryota, Metazoa, Arthropoda, Malacostraca, Decapoda, Cambaridae.